UCCCACCACCAGGGCUCCGAUGGCGACCCCCGUCAGCACGUUCCGCGCCUUCAACUUGUGUGUCUUCUUCUUCCACUGUUCGAGCUCCACCUGCCUGAUGAAGUGCAUCUGGUCGUUGGACAGCUUGGCCUUGGUGGGGUCUAUCCUCUCCGCGUACGGAGCGUCGGACUGCUUCGGCGUCUGGUCCGCCAUGUUUGCGUUGCCUAAGCGGUAAAGCGGGGCUUGUUUUCGCAGACUUCCAAAGCAAAGUCAUUGUGAAGAAGGUGGGCGGGUCACAUCCGGUUUGUUGUCAGAUCUGUUCCCGCACAAAGCAGCCACCGGAAGCGGAAAUGUGUGCAGCUGUAAACGUGUCCCUAACUGCAACCUGUCAGGAGUGUUGCGUUCCUGUAAAACGACACCAAUGGAAACAGCGCCAUCUUCCGCAAACACGCGUUAAAGUCACGUUUUAAAUUGAAUUCAAACUAAACACACGAAUGUUGAAUAUUAUUGAGUGACAACAAUUUACUCACUGUUGUUUGUUUUUUUGAGCACCCACAUGGCGGAGAAAGUCACGUUUAGUUGUCAAAGCGAGCCGGGCGAUAUUCAUUUUAAGUUCGGCCACGCUUCCUUUGAGGUGUUGACCGACUUUCUGACGAAUCUCAACGAGAAAAACAAAGACAACCUCAACAGUUUGUCGACAUGUUGCGGAGUGUUCAAGGAUAAAAGACUGUUUGAAUACACUUUGCUGAUAUCUCAGGAGCUGAGACUGGACCCGCUGGCCGGCUACCACGCCAUCGAAUUAGUUCAGAGGUUCCUGGUCAAGCACAUCACACGUCUGCUCAGCGAGCCGUCGCCUCAAGGGGCCUCUCAGGCCGGGGCGGGGAGCCGCGAGGACGCCAUCUUUGAGCAGCUGAAGGAGAGGUUGGCCAUGAUGGUGUUUUCCUGCGUGCAGCUGGCCAGCAAGAUGUCUCUGCACAGCCACAUUAUCGACAUCAACACGGCCGUGCGCUUCCUGCACUCGGUCGGCCUGGACGUCACCAAGCAGGCCGUGCUGGAGUCGGAGCUGAUGGUGCUGAAGGUCCUGGAGUUCCGACUGGACUGUCCCAACCCUCUCACAUACGUGGAAAUACUCCUGGAGGUUCUGGGCUUCAACGAGCCUUCCACCCCAGUGGAGCACCUGCACCACCUGUGCCGCCAUGUCCUCCAGUUGGUGAGCCUGCAGCGCAGCCACCUGUACGACGCCCUGCUGACCACCACCACGCAGACCCACAACCCCACCAGGGAGCAGAGGAAGAAGUUUGUGGCGGUGACUGAGGACUGCAUGCUCCUGGCGGUCGGCGUCAUCGCCGUGGCAACCUUCAUCCUGCACGUCAGAGAAUGGGAAGAAGUGGUGAAAGAGCUCAGCCACAUCACGGGAAUCUCCACCAGGAGCAUCAGCGAUUUCGCCCGCGUGGCCCUCAAGCUCAUCGUGGAGGGCCCUCAGACGCCGACCUGAUAAGUCUCGCCUCUCCUCCUACUGUGCACGUUAUUAGAAGCAAUAAACCCCCCUCGUCUUAGCGCUA
Molecule: messenger RNA, 1541 nt
Organism: Entelurus aequoreus (snake pipefish)
Lineage: Eukaryota; Metazoa; Chordata; Actinopteri; Syngnathiformes; Syngnathidae
Gene: cntd1
Product: cyclin N-terminal domain containing 1
Exons: 7
Coding region: 536-1474 (312 amino acids)
Biological process (GO): reciprocal meiotic recombination
Cellular component (GO): site of double-strand break
Source: RefSeq, a predicted model, not a curated record